Molecule: messenger RNA, 2847 nt
Organism: Fusarium pseudograminearum CS3096
Lineage: Eukaryota; Fungi; Ascomycota; Sordariomycetes; Hypocreales; Nectriaceae
Exons: 3
Coding region: 1-2847 (948 amino acids)
Biological process (GO): isoleucyl-tRNA aminoacylation
Cellular component (GO): cytosol
Molecular function (GO): aminoacyl-tRNA deacylase activity; ATP binding; isoleucine-tRNA ligase activity
Source: RefSeq, a predicted model, not a curated record
AUGCUCAAAUCUUGGAAGUCGACCCUGAGGCUGCCUCGGUCGAGUUUUCCUGCUCGGCCGAACCCCAAGCUUGCACCACAAUAUCUUCGACAAUGUACCGAUGAUCUCUAUGUAUGGCAAGGGGAGAAUCGCCCCGAGGAGAAGUCAUUCACACUCCAUGAUGGUCCUCCGUAUGCCAAUGGCAACCUCCAUGUCGGCCACGCCAUGAACAAGGUGCUUAAAGAUAUGACUGUGCGUGUAAAGGUGCAGCAAGGUCAAAAGGUCACAUAUCGACCAGGCUGGGACUGCCAUGGCCUUCCAAUUGAGAUGAAAGCAUUGGGAUCAAGCGCAACGAAAGGGUUGACGCCUGUUCAGAUCCGGGACACAGCGCGGCGGUUGGCCUCCAAGACAGUCAAGGACCAGAUGAAGGGUUUCCAAGCACUUGCUGUCAUGUCAGAUUGGGAAAAGAGAUGGACUACAAUGGACCGAGAAUUUGAGAUCAGGCAACUGCGUGUCUUUCAGAACCUGGUGCGUCGAGGUCUGAUUUACCGAAAGCAUAAACCUGUCUAUUGGUCAGCUUCAUCGAGGACAGCGCUCGCCGAGGCAGAGUUGGAAUACCGGGAUGAUCAUGUCUCCAAGGCCGCAUAUAUCAGGUUCCCAAUUGUCUCCGACUUGUCCUCGAUACCCGAGCUAGCCAACUUCGACGGGAAAUUAUAUGCAGCUAUCUGGACGACGACACCCUGGACCCUCCCAGCCAACCGUGCCAUUGCCAUCCACAACGAAAUCUAUUAUUCUGUAAUUCAAGUCGGCUCGGAUGGGUAUCUUGUUGCCUCUGACCGCGUGGAGGCUAUGAGGGAAAUGCUUCCGGACUUCCAAGUUGUGGUCGACUCCAUCCCAGGCUCCAGCUUGAAGGGUCUUGAGUACCAGAACCGAUUGCGAGGCAAAUCUGCCCCAUCUCAGUCGAUUAUCGAGGCUGAUUUCGUCACUGCGGACUCUGGUACUGGCCUCGUGCACAUUGCUCCUGGACACGGACAAGAUGACUACGAAGCCUGCUCUAAACUCGGCAUCGAGGCGUUUGCCCCUAUCGACGAUGGUGGUCACUUCACCAAGGAGGCCUAUCCUGAUGACCCCGAGAAGCUCACAUCCGCGCCCUCCAUCUUGGACGGCGGAAGCCAAGCUGUCCUAGAUCUAGUGAAUGAUGAUGUGCUUGGAACUCACAAGUUGCGCCACAAGUAUCCUUAUGACUGGCGAACGAAGCGGCCUGUUGUGACUCGUGCUACAGCUCAAUGGUUUGCCGAUGUUGGCAGCAUCAAGGAAGAUGCUCUUGCUGCCUUGAAAGACGUCCGUUUCGUACCGGAAGGCGGCCGCGUUCGCCUCGAGAGUUUCAUCAAAGGCCGCAGCGAGUGGUGCAUCUCGCGCCAACGGUCAUGGGGUGUGCCCAUCCCAGCCCUAUACGACGAGAGUGGCAAUGCUGUAAUGACGGUAAAAACUAUCGAGCAUAUUAUCUCUGUUAUGCAAGAGCGCACCUCGUCUGCCUGGUUCUCCGAUGGCCCAGAUGAUCCUGCUUGGAUUCCUUCCAACUUGCAGGGCAAGUAUCGCCGGGGUACUGAUACCAUGGAUGUUUGGUUUGACAGUGGCAGCUCUUGGACGGAGACUGAGAGUCGUGCCGAUGUUUAUCUUGAAGGAUCUGACCAACAUCGUGGUUGGUUCCAAUCCAGCCUGUUGACUUAUGUAGCAACACAAAAGUCAAGGGAGACUACCGACAAGAUUUCGGCUCCCUUCAAGACUUUGGUCACCCAUGGCUUCACCCUUGACGGACAAGGCAAGAAAAUGUCAAAGUCGCUGGGCAACAUGAUUGUCCCUAGCCAGGUCAUGGACGGCAGUCUACUGGGGCCUGUUAAGACAAAGGGUCAAGGCGGACCACAGUCAAACGGUCUCGGUGCGGAUGCUGUUCGCUUGUGGGCGGCAAGUGCUGAUUUCACAACGGAUGUGCUCAUCGGACAAACCAUUCUUCAGCCUGUUCAGACGUCACUGAUUAAGUACCGAACCAUCAUCAAGAUGCUCCUUGGGUCCUUGAAUCAAGAAGCCCGCCAGAGUCCGUUGACGAAGUUGGAUCAGAUUGCGCUUGUCCAACUCUCCGAUACCAUGUCGCAGGUAAUGGAGUCAUACAACGACUUUGAGUUCUACAGAGCGGUGAGUAUGAUUAACCGCUGGGUUGCAGCCGACUUAUCGGCAUUCUACUUGGAGGGCCUGAAGGAUCGACUAUAUUGCGGUGAUGGAGGAGGUGUUCUUGAGCCCAUCUUCAUCGGCUUCCUUCGCAUGUUGGCACCAAUCACUCCUAUGCUCGUUGAAGAGGCGUGGUCGCAUAGGCCAACAUGGAUGGCCGAAGAUUCAUCUUUGGAGAAUCCCGCUCGUCAGCUAUAUAACGCGCCUCUUAUUGACCCUCUACGCUUGACGCUUCCCCAAGAUGUGGUGCGUAAGGACCAGGCCAUUAUCACUGAAGUCCACAGCGCCGUCAAGGCCACGCUAGAAGAGGCACGGACAGCCAAGGUGCUUGGCAGUUCUCUUCAGAGCUCAGUCAUCCUUGAGAUUGAGGAUGGCAAAGCGGCAGCUGUUCUUGGACGCUACGUGGAAGAACUGCAGGACAUCUUCGUGGUGUCUUCAGUGCAACUGAAUCAACCCAUCCCUGAUCAGCCUGAAUGGGCCUACCAGAAGGAGUUUGAGAUUCAAGAUGCCAAGGUCAAGGUGCACGUGCUUCCACCAAAGCAGGAGAAGUGCUCUCGAUGCUGGCGAUAUGUGGCGCCUGCGGAAGACGCGCUGUGUGGCAGAUGCGAGGAGGUUGUUGGUACAUUGCCAGCUUCGGCUUGA